Bolinopsis microptera is the source of this 1205-nucleotide messenger RNA. RefSeq lists its product as uncharacterized. Gene Ontology annotation, cellular component: nucleotide-excision repair factor 1 complex; nucleus; ERCC4-ERCC1 complex. The record is from RefSeq and is a predicted model, not a curated record. NCBI's taxonomy places the organism in Eukaryota, Metazoa, Ctenophora, Tentaculata, Lobata, Bolinopsidae. Gene Ontology annotation, biological process: UV-damage excision repair; mitotic recombination. Gene Ontology annotation, molecular function: damaged DNA binding; single-stranded DNA binding.
AAAUAAUUUAGUUAUUUGAUAUUAAUGUCUAUGCAGUUUUAAAAUUUAAGGAGAUGUACAAAAUUCCAGAUGACCCUAUUGCUGAGGAUGAAAUCCCUGUAAAAAGUUACUUCAAAAGCAAAAGUGCAGCCAGUCUUGAUGAAACAGUAAGAAACCAUGGCCGGGCCGAUGCAACCACCACCACAACCAUCGCAACCACUACUAAACCUACAUCUUCAAACACUACUACCACAGUAUCACCAGUUUGUACAAAUAGCGCAAAAGAUCUGUCGGACUCACGAACGAAACAAGUGUUGGAACAGCCAAAACAAAAUAGUACUAGAGAGACUCCAGCUGUUAACUCGGUCAAGUCAGCCCCAACAUCCCUAUCAGAUGCGUUUUCAUUUAUUAAAGAUAGCGAGUUUUACAAUGAGGAGGACGCAGAAAAGGCUGCUGAAGAGAACAGAAAAAGGAAAUUGGAGGAAAAGCCUGCUUCUGAUCAGGCAGAGCCACCCAAGAAACCAGAACAGCCUCAGAGUUCAAGUUCAGCGGUGAUUGUGUCCACAAGACAGCGUGGUAAUCCUCUACUUGCGCACAUGCGCAACGUUGUGAUCACCUACAGAGACGACAUUCUCGCUGACUAUCUGGUCGGUGCUAACACUUGUGCUCUUUUUCUCUCCCUAAAAUACCACCGCCUUAAUCCUGAUUACAUAUAUGAGAGAUUACGGCAGCUAGGUAAGGGUUAUACAGUGCGGAUAUUGCUGAUAUUGGUGGAUAUACCCGACUCUGCAGCAUGUAUACAAGAACUUACUAAAGUAGCCCUGUUAAGCAGUCUUACUCUAAUGCUGGCGUGGUCUCCUGUUGAAGCAGCUAGAUAUUUGGAAGCGUUUAAGAUUUACGAGAACAAGCCACCUGAAGUGUUACAGGGUAUCAAAGAUACUAGUUAUCAAGGACACUUGAACGGGUUUCUUACCUCUAUUCGGGGUGUUAAUAAAACAGAUGUUGCCAGGUUAAAAUCAGAAUUUGGGACUGUUAAGAAAGUGCUUGAAGCAGACAAAGAGAAGUUGUCGUCACUACCAGGCAUUGGCGACAAGAAAGCCGGGAGAAUACACGAUUUGAUCAGACUUCCAUUCAAAAACUGAACGAUAGCAAUAUGGGACAGAUAGUGGUCCAAAAUCUUGAUGUUGUUUGCGUACGGCGCAGUACCAUUCUUACGUUAACGGAAU